AUGCGAACAUUCAAGCAAGAAUUAGGGAAUUUGUUCAGAUUUCUGAAGGGUGACUCUGUUAUUACAGUGCAGCUGACUGAGGAAGAUAAAAUUGAAGAUGAUGUAGUUUUUUACUUGGUCUUCACUGGGUCAACUGUCCAACACUGCACAAGCACGAGAAAGAUUAAUCCAGGGAGUCUGGAGACAAUUUCUCCUGGCCACGACUGCUGUGAGACAGUGAAGGUGGCACUUUGUGCCUCAAGAGAAGGUCAUCCUGUUCUGGUUGUGGCAGAAGAGAGUUUCCAGUUUGUCCAGGAUGAAGCCUACGACGCUGCCCAGUUUCUGGCCACCUGCGCCGGCAACCAGCAGGCACUAAAUUUCACCCGAUUCUUGGACCGGUCGAGACCACCCGCUGCCGACGUGGACUUUUUGGAUGAGAAAGUGGCUUUGGCAUUUCGACACCUGAAACUGCCGGCAGAAUGGAACGUGCUGGGAGCGGACCAGUCCCUGACCGGUGAGGACCUUUAG
This is a messenger RNA of Fulmarus glacialis (Northern fulmar), 507 nucleotides long. RefSeq names its product A-kinase anchor protein 13-like. Gene Ontology annotation, molecular function: MAP kinase scaffold activity. Gene Ontology annotation, cellular component: actin cytoskeleton; membrane. Gene Ontology annotation, biological process: adrenergic receptor signaling pathway; regulation of Rho protein signal transduction; positive regulation of canonical NF-kappaB signal transduction. The transcript has 3 exons. The coding region runs from base 1 to 507 and encodes 168 amino acids. NCBI's taxonomy places the organism in Eukaryota, Metazoa, Chordata, Aves, Procellariiformes, Procellariidae. The record is from RefSeq and is a predicted model, not a curated record.